AUGUGGGUUGAUUUGCGUGGAGAUGGCGCUCCUGGAGAUGAGCUGCUUCCUCCUCCAAUAAGAAGGGAGAAGUCGAUUCACAGACUAGGCAGCGAGACCAACAUUUGCACUGGUUCUUUUGGUAUUGUUCAUUGUGUUGAUUGGAAUGGCUCUGAUGUUGCAGUGACAAUUCUUUUAGAACAAGAUUUUCAUCUAGAGAAUCUCUAUGAAAAAACAAGAAGGAAGGUGAAACGACAGCUGUCUCCUUAUCCAUUUCCAGGCCUUCAUCAAAUUAUAAUAAUAGGAUGCAACAAGCAAUUGGACCUCAAAAAGGUAUCAAGACACUGA
Molecule: messenger RNA, 327 nt
Organism: Lactuca saligna
Lineage: Eukaryota; Viridiplantae; Streptophyta; Magnoliopsida; Asterales; Asteraceae
Source: the annotation of a GenBank genome assembly